AUGGAUGGACGGUCGUCGAAGGAUGGUUCGGGCUACGACUCAGCCCAGAGCACAUCUGAGAAAGACGAGUUUCAAGACGCCGAUGAAGCACCUGACACUGGCUGCCAAAGUCCCAGAGACACUUCUGAGCCACACAGCAAAUUGAGCACAAUGACUUCCAGCAAACACAAUGCUGCUGAGGAAAACCCACAAAUGGGGGACACAUCGUUGUCUCGCUUGGGUGAACAAAAGGAAGUCCAUGGUAUCGAUGCGGCUUGGAACUCCAAAGGGGAUUCCGGAGUCAUUGUCAAGUCCAGUCAAGCAGGGGGUUGGGAUAGCUACAUUGAAGGCAAAGACCCUGGCUGGAGCUCCAACACGACAGACACCACGACUGGUGGUGCUGGGGCUGACGAUUCAGGAUGGAAUCCACCUACUAAGUCAGAUGCUGGAGCUGAUGGUGGGUGGGGAUGCGACCCCAGAGCAGGUGGCACUGGAUGGGGCACGGAAACCAAGCCUGGUGGUGAGUGGGUGGGCAGCGAUUCAGGCUGGGGUGCGCCAGCAAAGCCAGAUGCUGUGGCUGAUGGCGGAUGGGGAGCUGACCCCAGAGCGGACAAUACUGGAUGGGGUGCAGCUCCCAAGCCUGGUGGUGGCGCUGGGGCUGACGAUUCAGGCUGGGGUCCAGCACCCAAGCUGGAUCCUGUGACUGAUGGCGGAUGGGGAUCCAACCCCAGACCAGACGAUGCUGGCUGGGGGGCGGCGCCCGAGUGCAGUGGUCUCCAAGAUGGCGGUUGGGGCAGCCCCUCUGGGCAGGGAACAUCCGCUGAUGGCUUUGGCGGAGUUCCAGCUAAGGGGCAGGAUGCAGAAUGCAGCGAAGGGUGGGGCUGGGACAGUGCCCCAAGGCAAGGCGCCCAUCGUGGAGGUCGUCAGGGUCCAAGGGGCCGUGGAGGCCGUGGAGGCCGUGGGCGCAGUUUUCCCCCAGGUGCAUCGCCCAUUGCCGCAGCUGAGCAAGCGUUGGAGAAACUGAGCCUUAGUGGUGGUUUCUGCAGCGAUCCCUCAAUUUGGCAGAGCUUCAUUGAGAAAGCCUCCUUGAUCAGCAAGACGGCAUUGGCGAACAUCCUGCAGUUCUGGCUUCAGGAGGAAUUCCAGGAGGACUGGCCAUUUAUUGUCACUGCCCAGCCCCCAUGGGACUUCGAGGACGUGCUGAACGUCUACGACAAGCACUUUGGCAGGAAACUGCCACUGAGGGUGAGGGCCCAGGUGAAGGAGAACCUGUUAGGCGCACUCAAACUGCGAAGGAGGGAUUCUGGCUCAGCAGAGGUGGCCAUAAAGUUCGUCCAGACUGCCCGAGAGCUGCUGUACUCCACGCCGCCCCCCAAGCCAAACCCCGCUGCUGACGUUGUGGAGGCUGAGGCAGCAGAUGGCAGCAAGAUAGAGCCAGUGACCUACUCACAAGUUUCCGAAGGCCUGAGGGAGUCUCGAGUCGAGAUGGACCAGGUCCUGUCUGAGAUGGUGUCAGCAGUCGAGCUAUCUGGGGGCGGCUCUGGGUUUGGUGGGUCGAGGGGUGGUUGGGAUUCUGGCCCAAGGGGCCCUGGCGGCAGCGGAGACUGGGGAUCAAGGGGUGGUCACAUGGAGAGGAAUGGAAGCGGCCAGUGGGGUAGCCAUGGUGGUGCAGGUGGGAGAAGGGGUGGUGGAAGCGAGUGGGGCAGGGGGCCAGAGGCUGGAGGGCGGAGUGGAUGGGGGCUGCAGUCUCGUGGAGGCCGUGCCCGUGGGAGGGGCCGAAGGCAGGCAGAAGUGGGGGCGUUGGGACAGGAUCCUGAUGGCUGGGGACAGGACUGGGUGGGUGGGCAAGGUGAUUGGAAUGUUGCAGGCUUGGGAAGGGGCUUCAGCCAGGGCAGGGGCCGAGGCAGGGGCAGGGGAAGCAGGGACAGUGUGCCUAAAGACGAAUAUGGCAUCGGUGGUGACAGUGGUCCUGGUUUUGAUUUGCCUGCUGACACCGGUGUGGACCCAAAGCUCGUCCAGCCUGGCACUGAGCUGCAUGCUGCCCUCACCAGGAUACUCAACGGUUAUGCAGCUACCCAACAGGGUGAAGGGUGGAAUUCCCAGAUGGAGAGCCUUGCUGCCAUCCAAGGCGAUUCAUUUGCAGGCUGGGACAACUCUGCAAGGCGUGGAUACAGAGGUGGUCGUGGGCGAUCUGGUCCUGGCGGCAGGAUGUAUGGUGGAGCCGAACCUGGCAUGCAGCAAAUAGGGGUUUUGGAUGGCGAUGGCUCUGUUCCCAGGGCUGGCCUGCGGCCCAGGUUGAGUGGUGGAGUUGCUGGCGGAUCAGGAAGGCACAAUGGAGGUCUUAUUGGCUGGGGAGCGGGUGGCACUGGUCAAGAAACCCCCGGAGAAAGGGUUGAUGGCUGGGGCGAGGCUGGGGUUGGGCUUGGUUACAAUGGGCAGGCUGGUGGAGCGGAUUGGGGUUUGCGGGAUGAGCUGCUUGCGCAUGUCUUGAGUGGGAGCAAGAGAGAAGGGGCUACAGCCAUUGACAGUGCAAGCGCCGCCAUGUUGAGCAUGUCUCCUUUGGUGGCAAGCGAUGCAGGGGCAGCCAUCCUUGGGAUGUCUGGAGGCUGGGAAAGCCAAGGGGUCAGCGCACCUGUGCAUGCAGCUAAUAUGUUGCCAGGACUGACCACCAGCGACUUGCAGCACCUUGUCAUGUCGAGCAUUGACGGGGAUGGCUGGGAUGCACCUGGAGACCAGAAGACGGAUGCCGGUUGGCAGUGA
This is a messenger RNA of Ostreobium quekettii, 2739 nucleotides long. NCBI's taxonomy places the organism in Eukaryota, Viridiplantae, Chlorophyta, Ulvophyceae, Bryopsidales, Ostreobiaceae. The record is from the annotation of a GenBank genome assembly.